Myripristis murdjan (pinecone soldierfish) is the source of this 2191-nucleotide messenger RNA. RefSeq names its product insulin-like growth factor 2b (gene igf2b). The transcript has 4 exons. Gene Ontology annotation, cellular component: extracellular region. The record is from RefSeq and is a predicted model, not a curated record. Gene Ontology annotation, biological process: positive regulation of insulin receptor signaling pathway; positive regulation of activated T cell proliferation; positive regulation of transcription by RNA polymerase II. Gene Ontology annotation, molecular function: insulin-like growth factor receptor binding; growth factor activity; protein serine/threonine kinase activator activity. The coding region runs from base 108 to 755 and encodes 215 amino acids. NCBI's taxonomy places the organism in Eukaryota, Metazoa, Chordata, Actinopteri, Holocentriformes, Holocentridae.
GACAGCCUCUCACACAUCAUCUCUAUAGCUUCACCAACUGGGAAACUAACUCACCUGCAAUCUCUCCAACCAAAUAACCCCCAACGUUUUGACUACUGCCAUCUGACAUGGAGACCCAGCAAAGACACGGAAACCACUCACUUUGCCACACCUGCCGAAGAACGGAAAACAGCAGAAUGAAGGUCAAGAAGAUGUCUUCGUCCAGUCGUGCGCUGCUGUUUGCACUGGCCCUGACGCUCUACAUAGUCGAAGUGGCCUCGGCAGAGACGCUGUGUGGGGGAGAGCUGGUAGAUGCACUGCAGUUUGUCUGUGAAGAUAGAGGCUUCUAUUUCAGUAGGCCACAGAGAGGGAUUAGCAAUCGGCGCACCCAGAACCGUGGGAUCGUGGAGGAGUGUUGUUUCCGUAGCUGUGACCUCAACCUGCUGGAGCAGUACUGCGCCAAACCCGCCAAGUCCGAAAGGGACGUGUCGGCCACCUCUCUACAGGUCAUACCCGUGAUGCCCGCACUAAAAACGGAAGUCCCAAGGAAGCAGCAUGUGACCGUGAAGUAUUCCAAAUACGAGGUGUGGCAGAGGAAGGCGGCCCAGCGGCUCCGGAGGGGUGUCCCCGCCAUCCUGAGGGCCAGAAAGUUCCGGAGGCAGGCAGAGAAAAUCAAGGCCCAGGAGCAGGCAGUCUUCCACAGGCCCCUGAUCAGCCUGCCCAGCAAACUGCCUCCCGUCCUGCUCCCCACGGACAACUAUGUCAACCACAAAUGAGCCCGCCGCCAGCCCUUUGCACAGACAAGAGUUUGGAGGGAGAAAAAAAAAGACUAGGGGAUUAUAGCUUUGUCUCUGACGUCAUUUCUGUGGCAGUCCUCUUUGACCUCCCCUGCCCUGUCCGAGCCCACCAGUCCCUCCCCCUGCUCUCAUCUACUACUUCUUGACCCCCUGCCCCUCUCUAAUGCCCCCCCACCCACCCCGCCCCACCCAACCCCUCCUGCUCCGGCACACAAACAUGCCUUCACAUUCUCCCUGUCUCAACUCUUUCGCUCCCUCUCUCUUUCAUUCACUGACACAAAAGGCACAAACACAAAUGAUGAACAAAAAGUUAACAAUUCGGCUGAAUGCAAUGCAGGUGGAUCCUUAAGUAAAAGAGAAAAGGAAAGGGAGAAAAGAAGAUGAAAGAGAUCUAUGGCCUGCAAGUGUCAAGAGGACACCCAGCGGAAUGUUUUUUUGUCCUUGUGGAAAACAACAGAAAGUGAAGAGCAGCUUGCAUGAAAGAAUCCAUUCCACAACACUUUCCUGAGGCAAAAAGAAAAUCUCUGUUAGUUCUUUUUCUUAUUAGUUUGCACCUCUAACUAUAAAGGGACUUCCACACUGUAAGGAAUUAUUUUGUAAAAUUAGAUUCCUGUUCCAGCACCUUUUAAUCACAAACAAAAAGCAGAAAAGAGUCUGCAAAAUUGCACAUUGCCACGGAUUACGUCAAAGUAAAGAAAAAAAAGGCACUAUUUUUUUAUGAACAAUGAACGUGUAGCUUAAAAAAAUGUCAUGGUGCUAGCUUUGAGAAUGGACUCAAAGAAGAGGUUGAAAAGCACGUUUUUUUUCUUUGAAUGAAUAUUAAAACUUUCCGUUUUAAGGAAAGUGUGACUUUAAAAAAAAAAGGAAAAUAAAGGAUAUGGGGGAGCUCCUGGCAGUGGCAAUGUAAAGGGGGAAGUGUCACUGAGAGAAGACAUGGGCUGCGUCUAGGCUAACAGCGAGUGCUAGCGGCUGCUCAUCACUAGCUUGCCAGCUGAACUGGCAAGGGGGAGACCUGAGACCCAGUCCCCGCGUCUCCCGUCCCUGUGAGGCCGCCGGAGACAGGGAGCAGCGUGGGGACAGAAAUGGGACACCACGGACCGCCUGGAUUGGGACAGUACUACAGUUCUGGGACAGUACUUCCUGUUUGCCAUGGCUUUGCAGACUGAUCUGACAGGAUUACUUCCUGUCAGAUGGCAUGGACACAGAGCGAGUAGGAUAACGAUGAUUCUUAUUUUAUUUUGUCUUUUUUUUCUGUUUUCUUUUCCUAUCAAUGUUUCAAUGAACAACAACAACAACAACAAAAAAAAAAAAAAAAAAAGGAAAACCCCAUCAGUUUCUGGUACCGUGACAUUCCUGUUUUGCAAGUUAGGCAUUUUUUUUUUUUUUUUUUUUUUUUUGGUUUCCAUGGUUAUUGU